Messenger RNA from Vespa velutina, 11868 nucleotides. Its product is annotated as mucin-5AC-like. Gene Ontology annotation, biological process: regulation of transcription by RNA polymerase II. NCBI's taxonomy places the organism in Eukaryota, Metazoa, Arthropoda, Insecta, Hymenoptera, Vespidae. The record is from RefSeq and is a predicted model, not a curated record. Bases 3438 to 9170 code for a protein of 1910 amino acids. Gene Ontology annotation, cellular component: nucleus. The transcript has 21 exons. Gene Ontology annotation, molecular function: RNA polymerase II cis-regulatory region sequence-specific DNA binding; zinc ion binding; DNA-binding transcription factor activity, RNA polymerase II-specific.
UCUUCAGCAAACUUUCUUCCAAGCAAGCGGAUCACACUACGAAGGCGAGAUGUGCACUUUAAUACAUAACGCGCAUCCCCAGGGCAAGAAGCGAGUUUGGGUGAGAGAGGGGCGGAGGAAGAGGAGGAGGAGAAGGAGGAUGAAGAAGUAGUAGAAGAAGAAAGAGAAGAGACAGGAGAAGCGACAGUGCUGUCGUCGUCGUUGUACUGUCGUCGUUGUCCGUGAAGAUAGUAGGGGGAAGGUAGUUGAGAGUUCGUAAGGUGGGAAAAAGUUGGAUAAAAGUUGAAGGAGAAGUAAAGAAGUAAGAGAGAGGAAGGAUAAACGAUGAAGGAAAGGGAAGGAGGCGCGUUAGCAGUGGCGGGUGGAGAAUCGAAAUGAAAGGAGGGAUAGAUUUGGUUGGAAGAGAGCGAGGAAGGAGAGAAGGGGUAGACGGAGACGGCGGUGUGCGUCGUCGUCGUUUCUGCUGCCACCACCUUCGUAGCUCGUAUAUUUGUGUUGGUGGUGGUGGUGGUGGUCUCGACGCCGGGAAAGUUUCGUCGAGGAGCGAGCGCGUGGAGCGAAGGAAAGAGAGCGAGAGGGAUGAAGGGAGAGUUUGGAUCGAGUCAGGAGAGCGCGGUAGCGAGAACGAAAGAGAGACGGAGAUAGAGGAACGCGGUGCGGAGGCAAGGUUUUCGUCUCCAGUUCCCGCUAAGCGGCCGACAGGAAUGGAACGAUCGGGCUUUCUACGGCUUGCAAUAUACACGUGGCUUAGCGUGGAGUAGCGUGCGGGACUCGCCACGCGGGACGCUUCUACACGCGCUACUAUGAGGCGACUCCUAAAGUAGUAGUUGGUGGAUGUGCUGGUGGUGGUGGUGGUGGUGGUGGUGGUGGUGGAGGUGGUAGUGGUCGCGGUGGUGAUGCCGAUGCUGGUGGUGGUAGAGUUUGUGUGACCGACCGAGCGCACGACGGCCGGUAAUAACGAGCGUCAAACGAGAAAGAGAGAAAAAGAGAGAGAGAGAGAGAGAGAGAGAGAGAGAGAAAGAGAAAGAGAGAAAAAGAGAGAGAGAGAGAGAGAGAGAGAAGCGAGCUUGGCCUGAGAUCGAAAAGGAGAAGGAGAAGAAGAAGGAGUAGGAGGUCGGUGGAAAUCCUUCGCGCACGAGUUUACGCGUGUCACCACCGCGAUGCACGAGUUCACGCGUGGCACUACGCGGUGGUCGCGCGCUCGCGUUCGACGAGCGCGUCGACUGCGACUCUUCUCCGCCUCCACCGCCACCUCCACCUCCACCUUCGAGCGCCUCCUACUCUCGCCGAUUCUCCUCUCUCUUUCUCGUGUUCUCUCUACCCCUAGUGAGAUAUUGAUUUCCCUUAGCUGACUCCCACGAGGGCAGGCGGCAGGCGACCAGGUACUGCUACCUCCGCGACUAGAUCGAAGAUCUUACGAGAUGAGAAAGAAAUCGUAUGCAUACAUCGUGCGUACGAUUAGUUUAUCGAGAUCAAUCGACGACUUUCUCUUUUUUCCUUUUUAUCCUUCUCGGUGUGUGUCAUAGACACGUCGACGUUUUCAACGACGUUUUCAUGUAACCACGUGUCGCUCGCGUGUACUACUACACUACUACUUCUAUUACUACCACUAUUUGACAUUUCAUACUCGUCUUUCUACCACGCGAUCGAAAGAUCAUAUCUCGAAGAUGGAUUUUAUAAUUUUGCCUAUCGAAUAUAAAUUCGGCUGGUGUUAUCAUUUCAAUUUUCAGGUUAAUCGAAAAACCACCGGCUCGCUUAUAUCGCGAUUGACGUAUCAGUUUUGUUGAAAAGUUUCAAUCAAAUGGAGGGAGAGCGUGCGAACUUUCUUUUUAUUUGGUAUCGACACGGUUUGCUUCGAAUCGAUCGAUCGACAAAUUAAUUCCGAUGGGUGAAUAUAUUCAUGUUUCGCGUCUUUUGUACCUACCCUUUUACGCAUUUUAUAUCCCGCGCCGAGAAUAAAUUGGACUCGCGAAUGUAACAUUUUAUUUUAUGUAUAUACGUAGAUACAUCGAAGAAUUAUUCGAUUUCCUUCGGAAGAGCAACAGCAUAUUCCUUCGAACUUUUGCCUUUCUCGAAUACGCGUGUAUACGUGUGUUCGCGCACAUAAAUAUCUAAGAACGGUCCGAAACCGUACGCAUCUUGAGAAAGUUUUGCGAAGUGCGCCACCAUGUUGGUUCCUGCGCGUUGCUCGUCGCCAAAGUCCUCGGCGACUUGAAACUUUUUUAUUUACCGCGUUCGUACUCGUUGGUACACACAGAGAAGCGGACAAAAGAGAAAGUGGGGGUAACCCCUUCUAUCCCCUCCUAUUUCUCUCUCUUUCUCUUUGGCUCUCGCUCUCUUCGGAAAGUCGAGAUAGCGUAUAGGUAUCUGUCAUCCCUACCACCACCGGUUUGCUACACGGACUCGUGCCGCCUGCCGCUUUCGAGCAAAGUUUUCGCGAGAUCCUGGAAACUGCGGGAGAUGCCACGGUUGUAGAGGGAGUACGCUCGAAGGAGGGUAGAAGGAAGGAACGUUUGCUGCCGUUCUCGAGUUAAUUAUUGGAAAUGCCGUUAUCUCGAAGUUAGAAAUUUUAAUGAUAAAUACCGAUGGAAUAGGAUAGUAUGAGAUCGUUUUCACUUCGACAACAUUGUUGGACCAUAAUGUUCAAAUCGAUCUUUUCAUUCAUUCGAAGGCCUUGUUCUAUUUCUAUAUCAAUUUUGUGAAAGACGAAUGUAUAUCAUAAAUAAGCUAAAAAGAAUAACAUAAUAAUCUAUUAUUGUGUCGUAAUGAGUACAUACUUCACGGUAGACUGAGUUAUAGAUUUGCUUGAUUGAAAGUGUACUUCUUACUUUCUGUAGAUUCUCGGUAUUGUACUGCAUGUGUAUUCUCGUCGAUGCUUCGUGUCAUUCUUUCGAAGCAAAAGGGAUAUUCCGUAUGAUCUCAAGAAUUAUAUAAAAAUCUAUAUUUCCCAUGAUGUUACAAGUUAUAUAAUUUUUCUAUUUAAUUUUAAACAGUGUAAAUGAAUGUCAAAGUGUUGAAAUCUGUAAUAUUUUGUUAUUUGAAGGAAGCUUGUAAUCAAUAUUUUCACUCUCAUAGAAUGAAAUUCAUUGUUUAUAACAAAUACUCUUUGUAACGAAUUUAAUGAUUUAAUAAAUGAAUUAUUGACUCGAUUUUAAGCGAAGCAAGGACGCAAUCGAAAUGAUUCGCUUCGAUUCGAUCUCAUCAAAAUGUUAUACAUUUCGAACGAGCGAGCUGUCUGAUUAAAAUCAACCACAUACACUCUGCGACAAGUCGAGUGCUUAGAGAUAAUUGCCACGUACUUCAUUCGUUGUACAUUCCAUAAUUACUCAGUCCACGAAUCUGUCGGUAAGGUCACGGUCGUAAUCUGGUCGCCCUCGUGUGAACGAAUACACACAUACACACACUAGUUUAGAGAAUGGACAUGCGCGUAGAACAAUAUGCACGUGCUAGGACGUAUGUGUUGUACGAUUGGCGCGUGCGUAAACACGAAGGAAGAGAGAAACUUUCGCGACUGUUCGAGGAUGGCGUCGAAGAAGACUAGAAAGAACCAUUCGAUACAACAUCUUCUCGAAUUGCCAUCCAGUAGAGAGACAAAACCAUCGCAAUUUUCAACGAAAGAACCAACUCGGUCAUUGCCGAUUUCUACUCCCCGCCAGGUGCCAAUCACCGUCUUGCAUCCCACACCGAAAAAGUUGUACUUGAGCAAAACACGACAGAGUGGACUUUUGGAAGAUCCACAACAAUCUAUCUCGCGAGCAGCUUGUUUAAAUCCACGCCAACAAGAGUCGUCCCUUGCAAGGCGGGACUAUCCCCGCCAAAUCAUGAACAAGGUGGACGAUCGUGUAAGAUCGCCAAAUACGUUACGAUGUGUGACAGCUACCACGUCGCUCUCUAUUUCGCCAUUAAGUCCUGAAGAACCUGUCACGCUGGUGGAACUGACCAGCGUCCCAGGCGGGCAGAAUGCGAUGGCACAUCUCAAAAAGCGGAAGCUGGAAGCAGAGUCGAUUAGUUCGAAUCUUAAACAACCGCAACAGCAACAGCAGCAGCAACAACAAUUGCAGCAACAGCCAUUACUGACAAACAAAAAGGGUUCUCAAACUAGCGUUCCGAAAGAAAUGGAGGUAACUGACGCGGCUGCUAAAAGAAGAAGAAAAAGUGUUCGUGAUGAUGAAAUACGCAAGUCAGUCGAUGCCGUUGAUCCAAAUAAAAAUAUAUCUUUACCCCAAAAGAAACGAGCUUUCGCUUCCGGAAAUUCGGGAAGUCCAGCUAGAAAAUCUAGUAAGCAUUGUGAGGAACCCGAAGACGAUGAAACUCUUAUAAGAGAAACGGAAGCAGCUUUAAAGAGUUUGUCUGGAAGUUGGCCUGGCCCGAGAGGAUCCUUAUAUCAGAGAGGAAAUUCGGAGGAAGACAGGUACGAGUCUAAUUUCGAAAAUCUUUUCGAAGAGAAGAAAGAAAAUCCAAAAUUAUCGCCUUCGUCAUUGUCUACCUCGUCAACGACCAGCACUGACGCUGGAUGUUCGUUAAAAGACGUGAUAACGUUUCGUGGUCAACAUGAUCGAAAUGGUAGAUCACAACAACCGAUGAAACAAGAACUUAUGAAGCAACAACAUCCUACAAAAGGCAAGAAAGAAUUUGACAAUUUGAUCAAAAUUGAAAACGAAUGCGCAAAUAUUCAAUGUCAAGUAAACAAUACGUGUCAAAAUGAAUCCGGUAAGAUCCGACCGGUGCCUGUACGAUCUUUAGCCGGUAAAGACAGGAGCGAAAGAAAUCUUGUGGGUACUCACGUCGAUCCCCAAGGUCGUCAAGUAGACAAUAAAUAUUCCAGAUACGAACCACCAGAUUUUAACGAAUUAGUUGACGAUUCGUCGAAUGAACUAGAAAUCGACAUGUCAGAUCCUACCCCUGAUAAAGAUGAUACCACGGGAGAUAGAACAAACGAUCGUGACAGAGAUAGGAUGUGUAAAAAUGCACAAUCCCCUUCCAUUAUUGGAAGACAACAACAAUCGCAUCAUCAUCAACACUACGUGGGAUAUCAAAGGCAAUACCAUGAAAAUAACAUGAAGAUCUCCCCUACAGCAACGUCCUCUAGUUCUCCAGUACCAACGAAUUCUCCAUUCUCAGCAACUUCUGCAUUCAGGCCUCCUAACAAUGAUCAUUCAAAAAAUACCUGUCGAAAUACACCAACGGUACCAGUUGGUGCAACUCCUAUACCACCUAUUGGUCCAUAUCCAGCUUCAGCUACAUUCGUAGGCUAUCCAGCACCAGGCCCUGGUCCAACAAUGCCCACUCCUCAACCUGUCCCUGGUUUAUCACCAACGGAGGACAAACACUCACCGACCGUUUCUUUGUUGCAAUUAAAGUCAUCGAAGGAGGAAUCGCAUCAUGUGUCGGUACACGAUCCUACAUCAAACACGGUACCGAGCAGUAAAAGUCCAACAGGCCUUCCCUCAGUGACAAGUCCAGAUUCGUCGAAACAAUAUACAAUUCUUCAACCCGCGGGAGUAGGUUCUAGAGCUGCCAGUGCUAUUCAAGAUAUUACUAGAGAAGGAGUAGUCAGUGUCGCUGCAGUUAGCAAUUGUAACACCGGAAGCAGCAGUACGAAUAACAGUAGUAAUAAUAAUAGCAACGGAACUAAUUGUAAUCGUAAUGUUACCAACAAGAAUACGAGUAACAACAAUGUGAAUAAUAAUAGUAACAAUAGUGGAACUAAUGGAAAUUCGAACAGUAAUGUAACCAGCAUUUCGAUCACUGCUGUUUCUACCAGUACCACCUCUAGUUCCACAACUACUGUUGAUGGUUCAUCUGGAAGUGGAACGGGACAACAAGAAAAUAUGAUGAAAAUGCCAGAAAGACCUAAUACAUUCGACGCUAGCAGACCAGGAAUGUCCAUGUCUCCGUCCAGUCUCAGUAGAGAAGGCAACAAGUGUCCAACCCCAGGUUGCACGGGGCAGGGUCACGUGACCGGACUCUAUUCCCAUCACCGCAGUCUUUCUGGUUGUCCACGAAAGGAUAAACUAACACCUGAAAUUCUAGCGAUGCAUGAGACUAUUUUGAAAUGCCCGACGCCUGGUUGCAACGGCCGUGGUCAUGUCAGCUCUAAUAGGAACACGCAUAGAAGCCUCUCCGGGUGUCCCAUAGCUGCGGCAAAUAAGCAGGCCGCACGCGAAGCACGACACAAGGCACAAGUGUCAGGAAUACCUCCAGAAUAUAUCAGCACAAAUCUACUGCCACCAUCAAUGGACAGCAAGUCCUAUUCGCAGUACUCGUCUGCGGGUCAAGAUACAAAGCCAGUGAUAAGUUCCUUGACUUACGACUAUUAUGCUUCGACGAAAAGCACAGGGAUAAAUGUGAAGCCUCCGAAAACGUCAGAGGAAAGUCCACCUUCUCGCCCAAGCAAGAUAGUUCCUAAGACCGAGAACAUGACUGCCAGUAGUAGUUGCUGCAAUCCUUUACCAAGUAGAGGUCAAAAUACAUCGGACCUGUUGGUACCUAAAACGGAAGAUACUGUAUCAUGCCGUGUGAAUUCGCCACCACCUCCUCCACCACCAACAGUUCGACCUACAUAUGACUCUUAUAUGAAUCAAGACUCAAAUUCCUCUUCAUUGUCAUCAAUGGAUGCAAUGGGCUCAAGGGGUACUAUAGGAGGAAGUAUACAUCAUCCUAAUCAACAUCCAACACAUCAUGUUUUGCCAAUGCAACCGACCGUCGCUUAUCCCAUGCCAAUGGUCGAAGAUACGAGAAUGAGCCAUCAAAUGUCACAAAGAUCACCAUACGAGUCUUCAGCAAUGAUGGCCGCUGCUGCUGCCGCAGCAGCAGCUGCCACUACUAGUGAAGAACUUUAUCAUCACAGAUCUGCCGAACAUGCAAGAGCAUAUAUACAUCCAGGAGCAACCAAUAUCGCACGACCUGUAGUUACUUAUUCGAAUGAGAUCGCCGCUGCGAGAGGUUACGAAAAUGCAAUAGCCAACGCUGCUAAUCAUCGACCGUACGAUCCAGGUACUACGUCAGCAUACGAAAGAUAUGAUGCACAAACUUGUGCCCCAAUUCAAGCUCAACAGCAGCAGCAACAACAACAACAGCAACAGCAGCAACAACAACAACAACAGCAACAACAACAGCAGCUGCAUUCAAGAUCGAAUAUGUAUUAUUUGGGGCAGACCGGCAUGACGCCUGAGGAACAGGAACGCGUUUAUCAUCAGGAAGCUGCAGCCGCCGCACAACAACAUCAAAUGGUUAUGGCUGCAGCUACGGCAGCAGGCAUGAUGAAAACAGAGGAUGUAAAAUGCGUGACAGUAGCACAAGUUCAACAAAUGCAAAAGCCGGGUGGUCCGCCAACUUCUCCAGGUGGUUCAGUGAUGGAUCUAUCCACGUCAAGUGUUACUUCGACCAGUCCACAGGCUCCUCCUUAUGGAUCGAGCAGCCUCAGUCCGCAAUAUGGAGGAGGUCAAACUGUCGGAGGUAGCCCGCAAGCUGCUGCGAGUCCUCACUUGACUGCCAGUCCUCAAGUCCCUAGUCCUCAAGGCCAAACAUUGGACCUUAGCGUGAAUAGACUCCAUAGUGGUGCACCAAGUCCUCAAUACUCCACGGGUCAUGGAGAAGCCGUAGCGGUUCCAGUAGGUCCAGGCUUUCCGGCACCACGACCAAUCGAGGAACAAACCGAACCUGUGGAUUUCUCUACGGCGAACGAACCAGUCAACUUCAGUGGGGGUCCAGGAAUCAGGCCUGUCCCAGGAUUCCCACCACCCGGUGUGCACGUUGCUGCAUAUAGUCGUGAAAGCACUCCCGACAGUGGAGGUUCCCACUAUAUGGACGCUUACCGAGAUCCUACUGGAUAUGGACCUAUGAGCCCACAUCCAGGUUACGGUAUGGCUGGUGUACAGCCAGAAUAUCCUGGAAACACUUAUACUCCCUACCCCACCGCUGGUUACAAUUGUGGUGGAACUUAUCCUGCAGGUCCAGUAACUUCCGGAUACCAAAUUCCAGCAGGUUAUACCCCAGCACCGUGUUACAGUAUGCCGCCGCCACAACAUACCGUCGGACCUCUCGAUAAACCAUCUGGUAAAGAUGACAGUAUGAAUAUAAGGAGGCACACGUUGAAUUUUGCACCUCGGCCCGCCCCUCGUGGCCGCGACGGCAAGGAGCUGAUACAGUGCCCCACGUCGUCCUGUGAUGGCAUGGGUCAUGUCUCGGGGAACUACGCUACCCACAGAAGCCUCUCUGGUUGUCCGCGAGCCGAUCGUUCUCAAAUUCAAGCGCACUCUCAAGAGUUAAAAUGCCCCACGCCAGGAUGUGACGGAUCUGGACACGUCACAGGAAACUAUUCGUCUCACAGAAGUUUGUCUGGUUGUCCACGAGCUAAUAAACCGAAAAGCAAACCUAGGGAUGGACAGGAUUCUGAACCAUUGAGUGCGUCCGGAUGUCCGAUUGCAAAUAGAAACAAAAUGCGUGUGUUGGAGUCUGGUGGAACAGUCGAACAACACAAAGCAGCAAUUGCAGCGACGACAGCGAUGAAAUUUGAAGGUGUCAAUUGUCCUACUCCCGGCUGCGAUGGUAUCGGUCACAUAAAUGGCUCUUUCUCCACGCAUAGAUCUCUCUCUGGUUGUCCUAUAGCCGGACAUGCUGUCAAGAAGCCGAAGUUCGAGGAUAUGUCCAGCAUGUACAGCAAAGGAAUCCCCGGGGUGGACGCCGGUGGUCCGGCUCACGGGGGUGCGGUGGGCGCGGGUCAGGGUAACACGAGCGGUGGUGGGUCCACGAGUGCCCAGGGCGAGGACCUCUAUACACUGGAGGCUGAAAUCACAGAACUCCAAAGGGAGAACGCUCGAGUUGAGUCGCAAGUACUGCGCCUGCGUUCCGACAUCACCGCCAUGGAGAAUCAAUUGAAGCAGGGCGAGAAGGAAACAACGGCGAUAGCUACACGAAACAAUAACCUGACGGAGUACUAUCAGUCGUUACGCGAUAACAUGAUAACGUUGCUGGAACACGUACGAAUACCCAACGCCCCAGGUGGACCACAAGAGAAAAUGGGCCAUGAGAAUUUUGAUAGUUAUUUGACAAAACUGCAAACUCUGUGCACCGCCGACGGCUAUUGUGCCGACGAAACCAAUCGACCGAUCUACGAAACAGUGAAAACUGCUCUACAAGAUUUCACGGUCCUGCCGACACCCAUCUGAGACCAUCCCUAAAGUUCAACGAUCGAGUACAGUGUCGCUCGAACGUCUUUGAUAAAGUGAUUAACGAUAAUGCUCAAUCAAUUUUACCCAUCUACAGGUAAAAUUCGUGUACACUAUAAAGAGGAACUUCGCAUUAUCGACCAACCUGGGAAUUAUCUUAAAAUUAAUUAAAGGGUCAAAAAAUUCUUUCUCUUACACAUAAUGAUUCGAGUCAGGUAAACAAAUUCGUUCAAAAUCGUUCGAGAAUAUUUGAAAGAAUAAUAAACAAUUUCAUUAAACAUCUCGAUCGUAUUCAAUGAAACAUGUCAGGUGUCAAAACAAAUUGAUUAUAAAGACUAAGGAUGUCUAAUUUCGCAUACAGCGAUAUCUUUUGUACAUACGAAAAUUAGUGUCGCGUAAUUCUUAAAAUCAUCGAUGAUAAUUACUUUAGCACUUUGUAAAUACACGAAAGAAAAAACAUUUAUAUUAUUCAAUAUGUUGUGGUUACCUCUUUAAGGCAUGUAAAAAAGGGACUAGCUUAGAUGUAUAUCAGAUCUCAUUAAUAUUACUAUUGUAUAACUGUUAUUACAUAAUUAAUUAGCAUUAAAAUUAUCACAGGAGCCAAUAUAUACAAGAUGCCGCUAACGCUGCUUCAGAUAAGUCAAAGACUACUUAUAAAUGAUUAUUAUUGGCGACUAACUUAUUGCUAAUUAAUAUUAUUAAUAUUAUAGUCAUCGUUAUUACCACCAAAAACAUUUCUAGUGCUACUCCAAUCGUCAUUAUUGCAACUACUACUCUUGCUACUGUCGAUAGUAUAUCACUACGAAUAUACCAAAAAAUACAUUUAUAAUGUCUACGACUUUACGAGAGGAGGAAUUGCAAAAGAGAAAAUUCAUGUCCAUAUGCUGUACAUAAUUACAGAGUAAUACGGUUAUUAUAAGGACGUUCUUCAAGAAUCGCUAAAGCGAGAAAGAUACGAACAACGACAAGUUGAGAAGAAUGUGAGAUCUGUUAUGGUCCAUACGUAGCCAACGUGAUUAGACGGAUGUCAAUCUUAAACAAGGUGUAUUAUCGAAUUUAUAAAAUAUAUGAGCGAUUCAAAAAUACACAAGGUUCUAAAAACGCCGAUCGGCCAUCGAUUGCAUUAGAUUAAAAUGUGAUUUGAUCCAACUAGAUCGUUCAUACGUGCAAUAAUUUUAGGAUGCAUCGCAUUCGAAUUUUCUCCAUAAAAAUCAACUGUGUACCAUCGCGGUGAUAUACAUAUAUAUUGGCAUAGAUUGUUAAUGUUCGGUUAAUUUGUUCACGUUCUUCUUUGUUAUUAUACAUUCAUGUUCGUUUUAUUGCUAAAAACGCAAAGAGCAUCUGUAAAUAUUGAGAAUUCACGAGCAACGGUAGGUGACAAAAUCUUCGAUCCCUCCUUUGACAUCAGCUACAAAUAUAAAAAGUUUCAAAGUUCGAAUUCUUAACCAUUUGUCGAUAGUAUAUCGAAGAUGCGAAUAAACAUCGGAAGAAUAUAUUUAAACUAAAGGAUAUUUAAAAAGAGGAUAAGAACAAAUGAAAAUAGAUAUGUGAGCAAAAAUUUGUUGGUUUUUCGUUAUCGUUAAUAUUAUAAUUUUAUCAUCAUAGUCUACCUGCUUUUAGCUCACCGUAAAAAGAAAUGGAAAAGUAUAAAAACAAAUAAUUAGAAAAAAAUCCUCCUAUGAAAAUUGUUACCUACGGUUACCCCUCGUCUUUGCGUUGUCAGAAUAUAACGAUUUUAUGAUUGUACCUAUAAUAAUUAUUAUUAUUAUUAACUCUUUGUCAUUGUCAUUAAGAUUAUCAUCUCAUUAUUACUGUCGUUACGUUCUCUUCAUUAUUACGAUUACUAUUGUUGCCGUUGAUGAAGUUCUACUGAUAUAUUAGUUCAAUAACAUGCUUUAAGUAAGUAUAAAUGUUACUCCGAUUGAAUAAAGGGUAUUUAUCGAUGAAUUAUCUGCGUAUGCAUUCACGAUUCUAUUUUGGAGAUAGCGAGCGAUACUUAUUCGUUAUAAACUACAUGAAUAUAGGUUGAUUGUACUUUCUAUUAUCAAAUAUCAAAAUGUUCUUGAUGGUAAAAAUUAAUAUAAAUCAGGAUGCGAUGCAAAUAAGGGUAAUCGAAAUACCAACAACCGUAUAUAUAAAAGUUUACUCUUUUUAUUUAUAUUUCCGUUAUAAAAAAGACUUUAUCUUACAGAGAUGAUGAAGUGAUACUCAACACACGUGAUGUUUUUACAACUGUCACAAAUAAUAAGCGUGCGAAUAAUUUUUACUUAUCUGCUUCCAAUAAUGGGAUCAAAAAGAUCUAAAAUCGCAUAAAAGAUAUUAAAAAACGUUUCAUCAUUCAAACGAAUAGGAACAUUAUUACUAGAUUUAUAAAUCGUCUUCUUAACGCAAAACUGAAAAGUCAAAUUUUAAGAUUCGUUACCAUAGACAAAUAUACAAUAUUUGAAAGUACAUAAAACCGAGUAUGUUGUGAAUGUGAUCAGUAUCAAAAAGUUUAUAAAAUUAUUCGCGCUGCAGUCUAUUAUUUCUUUUCAAUUAAAAUAAUGGAUAUAAGCAGCAUCGUUAAUCAACGUUCUUCAUUCUUAGGAACAAAGCAACAUGGAUCUUCGAAGGAAAUGAAAUAAUUUAUAAUUACUGGUCUCACACACAUAUGCAUAAAUUUCGAGUUAAGAGAGACGACCAUGACGUUUCAUUUCCU